Penicillium waksmanii is the source of this 1617-nucleotide messenger RNA. Its product is annotated as chaperonin-containing T-complex subunit CCT5. The transcript has 9 exons. The record is from RefSeq and is a predicted model, not a curated record. Gene Ontology annotation, molecular function: ATP binding; ATP-dependent protein folding chaperone; ATP hydrolysis activity. Lineage: Eukaryota; Fungi; Ascomycota; Eurotiomycetes; Eurotiales; Aspergillaceae. Gene Ontology annotation, biological process: protein folding. Gene Ontology annotation, cellular component: chaperonin-containing T-complex. The annotation marks the transcript as partial.
UCGGUGAUGAAGGAUGAACAGGGACGCCCGUUUAUCGUCGUUCGCGACCAAGGAAAGAAGAAGAGACAACAUGGCACCGAGGCCGUGAAGUCGCACAUUGUCGCCGCCAAAACUGUGGCCAGCAUUGUUAAGACUUCUCUGGGUCCCCGUGGUCUGGACAAGAUCUUGAUCUCCCCUGACGGCGAUAUCACCGUCACCAACGAUGGUGCCACUAUUCUCGGCCAGAUGGAAAUCACAAACAACGUUGCCAAGCUGCUUGUCGAGCUCUCGAAAUCACAGGAUGAGGAGAUUGGUGAUGGUACAACGGGUGUCGUGGUGCUGGCAGCCGCCAUGCUGGAGCAGGCCGCGGACUUGAUUGACAAGGGCAUCCACCCCAUUCGGAUAGCCGACGGUUACGACCAGGCCUGCGAAAUUGCCAUCGCUGAGCUGGACAAGAUCAGUGACGAAAUCCCCUUCACACGCGAAGACACCAGCAACCUGCUCAAGGUUGCCAAGACCAGUCUGGGCAGCAAGAUUGUCUCCAAGUCUCACGACCAGUUCGCUAAGAUUGCUGUGGACGCUGUGCUCUCGGUUGCCGAUCUGCAGCGCAAGGAUGUCGACUUCGAGUUGAUUAAGGUGGACGGCAAGGUCGGAGGUGCCCUCGAGGACUCUCUGCUCGUCAACGGUGUUAUUGUCGACAAGGACUUCUCUCACCCUCAAAUGCCCGACGAGGUCCUGGACGCCAAGCUGGCUAUCCUGACCUGCCCCUUCGAGCCCCCCAAGCCCAAGACCAAGCACAAGCUCGACAUCACCUCCGUUGAGGAGUUCAAGAAGCUCCAGGAUUACGAGAGGGAGAAGUUCGCUGAGAUGAUUGAGCAGCUUAAGGACUCCGGUGCUAACCUCGUUAUUUGCCAAUGGGGUUUCGACGAUGAGGCCAAUCACCUGCUGCUCCAGAACAAGCUGCCCGCCGUUCGGUGGGUUGGUGGUCCCGAGAUCGAGUUGAUUGCCAUCGCCACAAACGGCCGUAUUGUGCCGCGUUUCGAGGAUCUUAGCGCCGAAAAGCUCGGCUCCGCUGGACGUGUUCGCGAGAUGACUUUCGGAACCACAAGAGAGAAGAUGUUGAUCAUUGAAGAAUGUGCCAACAGCCGGGCGGUCACCGUCUUUAUUCGUGGAAGUAACAAGAUGAUUAUCGAUGAGGCCAAGCGAUCACUACACGAUGCGUUGUGUGUUGUCCGCAACUUGGUUCGUGACAACCGUGUUGUGUACGGUGGUGGUGCUGCUGAGAUUGCCUGCUCUAUCGCUGUUGAGGAUGCCGCUGUCAAGAGCCCCGGUAUUGAGCAGUACGCCAUGCGCGCUUUUGCUGAUGCCCUUGACGCCGUUCCCCUGGCUCUGUCUGAGAACUCUGGCCUGAGCCCCAUCGAGACCCUCGCGUCGAUCAAGUCGCGCCAGGUUAAGGAGAAGAACACCCGUCUCGGUGUCGACUGCAUGAACACAGGUAGCAACGACAUGAAGGAGCUCUUUGCUAUCGACCCUCUGAUCGGAAAGCGCCAACAGCUUCUUCUUGCUACCCAGCUCUGCCGCAUGGUUCUCAAGAUCAACAACGUCAUUAUCUCUGGUGACGAUGACGCCGAAUAUUAG